Messenger RNA from Labrus bergylta (ballan wrasse), 5605 nucleotides. Its product is annotated as FYVE, RhoGEF and PH domain-containing protein 5-like. Gene Ontology annotation, molecular function: metal ion binding; guanyl-nucleotide exchange factor activity. The record is from RefSeq and is a predicted model, not a curated record. NCBI's taxonomy places the organism in Eukaryota, Metazoa, Chordata, Actinopteri, Labriformes, Labridae. Gene Ontology annotation, cellular component: cytoplasm.
CUGCGCGCGCUCCUGGACGCACAAACGAUCUGCUGAGCUGCGUGUCCCUCAUAGAGGAAGAUAGAAAGAGCUGUGUUCACAUACACUUACUCUUUUACGCUCUGUUUGGGCGAUUAAUAUGAGUUUUUCUUCGUUUUAACAUUUUAUUUUAAACUGCGUAUAUAUCGACGCUGUUUUCGUUGACGAGAUGUUGGAGAGGGUCGCUCAGCAAAAAUGAACACAGAGUGCGCCAAGCCUUCUGUUGCUCCAAAGCCAAGGUUUGUUUGUCACGCCAGCCUGAAGUGGCCCUCCCCUCUCAUGUCUGCAGCCAGGGGUUCCAAACCCUCUAUAGCCCCAAAACCUAAAGUCACACUGGAGCUGAAUGGAAACCAGGCAAGAUGUGUUAAUGGAAGCUUGCUAACAACCGAAGGCGAAGUAGACGAAGAGCACGAGACUGAGAAUAGUCUAAACAAUGCUGUUUCAGACAGGUUGCUAACGGAGAAAAAACAUAAAGCCUACAUCCUAGAACGACAAGAAGAUUCAGAGAGGGAAUCAUGGGGGGCGGAGGAUGGAGAGCCAACAGGGGUGGAAAGGGAAGAGGAAGAAGACGUGAUUCAGCAGAUGGACGAGGACUGGAGGUUAACAGACAGCGCUCUAACAGAGGAGGUGGACUCCCUGGAAACACUUUGGGUCAGUGAUGCUGGACUCAUGGCUGACUCUGAGGGGGUGGUGGAGAUGGUUGACACAGACAUGACGGAGGACAUGAACGCAGAAGGUUUCGAUGCAGGAGAGGCACUAGCUGACCCAGGUGGCCUCUCGGUGGAAUGCAUUUUAGUAAAUAGCAUUGAUGAGGAGGCAGGAUGCUAUGCUGCUGAAAAUCAACACAUGAGAGAGAAGCAGGAAAGGGUACAAAUCAACGAGAUUGAAACAGGUGACUGUACAGCAGAUGAUCUGACUGAGUCCCUCACAGACGAACCUGAUCUUCUUGUCAAUGAUGCUGAUACAAAAGUCUUUCUGACAGACAGAGAGGAGAAAGAAGAAGAACUUGCUACUGACUGUGGCAUCUCAUGUAAAAUCCUGAAGUUUGGAUGUGGGCUUAAAACAAAGGAAAAGGGCGAAAAUCAGCAGACCAGUUCAUUUUAUAAAGAGGUCUCUGAUGCAAAGAGAAAUGUGGAAGUGGAGGAGGAUCCAACUCAUGAACCUUAUUAUGUCUCUUCAGAGGACAUUAUUCAAGAAGAGAUAAAGCCCAAGAAUACCAAACUACGGGGAAAUUAUCUGUUGUCUGUUGGUAACAGAGGAGUAUUGUCUGAGAAAUGUGAGGAAAGUGCUAAAGAUCGACAAACGAAAUGUAUGAACGCUGAAGAUUACAUGGAGCUUGGUCAAAAUGGCUACAUCAGCAAAAAUGGUGAUGAACACUUGUUAGGAGCUUAUCAGAAAAGUAAAACUGACAUCUCGCUGAAUCAUUUGGACUGUGAACCGAGGUUCAGGCUGGUAUCCAUCUCAGUGCCAACAAACACAGACAGCUCCCUAUCAUCUUUUCUAUCAGAGAGCCAGUUGCUCUCCCUGAAUGACUCGGAUGUCUUCAGGGAUGAGGAAGACCUAGAGGGUCACAUAGUACCUUUUCUGGGUGACUCCACUGACACGGAGCAGGAUAUCAGUGAGGAUCAUGUCUAUGAAGAACCUGGGAACUGUUCAGAGGGUGAAAAUGUUUUUCCUUUUAAUAGGAGGACAAGCGAGUUGUGCUCUGGCUCAAUGUCACACCACAUUAAUAAAAAUAUGUCUGAAAUGGGGGUGCAGUUCGUUCACAAGCCCUACAUGAGUGGAUUCGGACAACCUGCAAUGAGCAGCAGUCCCAUGCUAAGCUCAGUGCUACACAAAGGCUACAACAAACCGCAUUAUUUGUCCCUCUACCCCCGCUCCCUCUCGAUGGAGGGUCAGGACAUGCCUCUUGGUGCCUGCAGUUACAGGGAAGGAUCCCCAAGACAAGGAGGUGCUAUUUGUUCAUCUGGAAGCUUCUCCCGGUGCUCACCUCUGUCUUCGAGUGGCUUGUCCACUCCAACAUCAGUGUCAGACAUCCCUCCUCCAUUUGACCUGGCCUACAUCACCAAGAGGCCCAUCACUAAGAGUUCCCCUUCGCUUUUUAUUGAGGGAGACUUGUCAGAGAAAAACAGGAAAAAGAAAUCCUCCAUCAAGCGCUUCCUGAUGCUGAAAUUUAGGCGGAAAACAGAGAGCAAGCCUGUGGUGGAUGUUAGUGCACCCUCCUUUAAGACCUCUGUGGAGUUCACCCACCACAUGCCCAGCAGACUGCUGGAUCUUGAUAGACACAGUACAAGUAGCUCUCCACUGCUCAACUCACGCUCUGCUAGUAAAUCUAAAUUUUUGGCUGAGCCGGAUUCAACUUUCUUAUUCUACAAGGACAGCAAAAGAAAAGGGAACUCUGUGGCCUUUCUCAAUCGCAGCGUUGUUCGCGUGGAGUCCUUUGAGGAACGCUCUCGUGUGACUUCAACAUCUCUUCCAAUGACUAAGCCUCGAUCCAUUUCCUUCCCCAACACAGAUACCUCAGACUACGAGAAUGUACCUGCCAUCAGCUCGGACUACGAGAACCUUCAGGUCCCCCAGCGAAGGCCUGUCCGACAAGCCCCCUUUACAGACUUCUUCGACCGUCCCGGUAGGGUGAUGUCCUCUGCCAAUGAGACUGAUGGAUAUGUGGACAUGAGCAGCCUCCCUGGGUUCAGGAAUAAAACUCCGUCAUCCGAACAGGAAGCAGAAAGUGCAUAUACAGAAGCCUACAACGUGUGCUCAGUGGCUCUUGCUCCACAGAACACUUCAGUGGGUGAUCUCCUUAAAGAGACGGCUUGUGAGGAAGACCAGGGACGAACUUCUGAUGAGGAAGACGCAGGUUCAGCCAACAGUUAUGACAGACAGCCUGAUGGCCGAUCCAGAGCCUUUUACGUCGCAAAAGAGCUGGUGGAUACAGAGAGAUUACACGUGAAAGCCCUCAAGCUUCUCCAGGACGACUUUCGGGAAGCAGUUGGGGCAGCAGUCGGGGAUGAGGGGGACCCUGUGCUGGAUGAAGAGAGACUUAGAGAAAUUCUCAAUGAGCUGCCUGAUGUUUACAUCUUGCACCGCAGAAUCCUCAACGAGCUGGAGAAUCGAAUUCGACAUUGGGAAGAGAGCCAGAGGAUCGCAGACAUCUUUCUGUCCAGAAAAGCAGAGUUUUUGGUUUUCACCACUUACAUUGGCCACUAUGAUAGAAGUAUGAGCCUGCUUGACGAUAGCUGCCAAACAUCACCUGCCUUUGCAGCCAUUGUUCACCAGUUUGAGCAGCAGAGUCCAGCAGGGGAUAAAGUGUCUCUGAAACAUCAGCUCCUGCAAGUCAUCGUGCGUGUAGCUCAGUACCGCAUGCUCCUCACGGAUUACCUGAACAACCUCUCCCCUGAUUCCCAGGAAUAUGAAGACACCCAGGCUGCUGUGGCCGUGGUAUCUGACUUUGCAGACCAGGCAAAUGACAGCUUAAAACAGGGGGAGAACUUGUUGCGUCUGGUCAACAUAGAGUACAGCGUACUCGGCCAGAGGGACCUGCUGCAGCCUGGCAGGGUCUUUGUGAAGGAGGGCACCCUGAUGAAGGUCAGCAGGAAGAGUAGACAGCCCCGCCAUCUGUUUUUGAUGAAUGAUGUGCUGCUGUACACAUAUCCUCAGCAAGAUGGGAAAUACAGACUGAAGAAUACUCUGCCCCUCACUGGGCUGAAGGUCAGUAAACCCAUCAUAGAAAAUGCCCAAAAUGCCCUGAGGAUUGAAGGAACAGACAUCUCCAUCACGCUGUCUGCAAGUUCCUUCAUUGAAAGAGAAGACUGGUUUUACACUCUGAGCCACACUGUGACUGAACAUACCAGGGGUUCUUCAUCAUUUAACAGCUGCUCAGGAGAGGCAAGAGACUGUCUGCGCCUGGCUCUCGGAGAAAAAGCUCCUACACUUGUUCCAGUCUCACAGGUGAUGAUGUGCAUGAACUGCACCUCAGACUUCAGCCUCACUCUGCGCAAACAUCACUGCCAUGGCUGUGGGAGAAUUGUUUGUCGGAGUUGCUCAAGGAACCGAUAUCCACUGAAGUACAUGAACAACCGCCUGGCCAAAGUCUGUGAUCACUGUUACAGCGAGCUUAAGAAGAGAGGAGGAGAUGUGUCCUUGCUGUUAGGUGACUGUAGCCCUCGUCCAAACCGCUCCAGUCGUCCCCUCUCUUCUGUGUUCCAAAACAUUCAUCCUCCAAACAUCUGGAGACAUCGCAAAGGAACCGCCUCCUUCACCCAGGUGACAGUGUCAGAGGAGGGUUCUAUCAGCGGCAGUCUGCAUUGCAGCAAGAAGAGCAAGAGGAGCUGGAAGAGACUGUGGUUCCUCCUAAAAGACAAGGUGCUUUACACCUACAGAGCUCAAGAGGAAAAAGUAGCAUCUGAGAGUUUACCUCUGCUGGGAUUCACAGUGAAGCUACCUGACAGACUGCAGGGAGAGGAGGAGGCAAACAUCUUCCAGCUUUACCACAAAAAAACCUUGUAUUACACCUUUAGAGCCACAGACAACUACACAGCCCAGAGGUGGGUAAAUGCCAUGGAGGAAGCCACAGUUUUAUAGGAUCAGCUGUUCUGGGUAGUUGGCUGGAAAUAGAAGUCUGAUGUCUUUCUUCUGCUACAAACCGACUGUGAAACCAAAAUGGGAAGAUUAUCUGAUAAUGUCUGCAAGUUGAAACUUGCCUUGCUGGACUGAAUAAAAAUAAGACGCGAUGUUCUUUGAGAGGGGACAUGAUUACCUACUUUGUCAACCUCCUGUGUCCCCCGCCUGCUGCUGCAGCAGGUGUGAUGCUGAGAGCCUCGACAGGCGUUGGCCCAGAUACCUGCCAGAGUAAAACGUUACAUGGUGUGACCUGUAUUUCCUCCCAGAAGCUGAUCAGAGACAUUCCUCCAGAUCAAGGAGAAAACUAUUGGGGGGAAAGACAUUCUACGAUUUUAAUUAUUUUUGCACAUAUCUAAUAUUUUAAAACCACAUGAGAAACCAUACAAAAUCUGGACAUAUUAUCAGUCAUUGUACUGUUGCUUCCAGGGAGGCUGAAAAAAACUGUAAUUUAUUUCACCGCCACUCAAAAAUACCAAAAUCUGACAUGGCCUGAUGAAUAAUGUAGUUAUACCUUCACUUCUACAUGAGUUCUUUCACUGGAUUAAAUGACUCAUAUAUUAACGCACAGGCUGUGACGUCAAAGAGUGAGUAAUUUAGAUCUUAUAGAAAAGUGUGUUGCUUUUCCAUGUACUGUAUUAUAGGAGAUUGUCAUGCCAGUUAAUGCAUAAUUAUGAUAUUUUCUAGACUGAUAUUAAAAGGAAUUAAUUAAAUUAGUUUACCUUAAUCACUUAGGCCGAAUAACUUCAGUUACUGUACUUAACCUAAUUUACUUAAAGUGCUUUUUAUCAUGCUUUAUUGUUUCAAAUACUUUCAAAAAGAAGAAUGUACAUUCUUUUUUGUAUUAAGACUCAAUAUCCAGAAAUGCACAGAUCAACUCUGGAUUCAACUGUACUGUACUUGAUGUUGAGUUGUUUAAAUGUCUGACAAUAUUAUUUUAAAAUGAAGUAAUGAGGCUGAAACGACA